Messenger RNA from Phytomonas sp. Hart1, 1638 nucleotides. The record is from the annotation of a GenBank genome assembly. Lineage: Eukaryota; Euglenozoa; Kinetoplastea; Trypanosomatida; Trypanosomatidae.
GGGAAAAUGGAUUUGAAAACUACACUGAAGAAAAAAAUACAAUCCUUUGUGAAGGAUAGGCAAGCCUUAAGUGCGUUACCUUUAGCCGAAAUUUUAUGCGAGCUAAAUCCGAACGAUAACGAAAGUCAUUUUCUGAAGACAAAGGCUCAUUUUGAAGCACGCGAAUAUGAAAAUGUCAUAAACGCAGUCAGCUUCGCACUGCGGGUUGACCGUGAAAACGUGGAAUUCAUAACCUUAGGAAUGAAAGCUGCAUUUGAAAUCGGUGAAUUAAAACAGAGUGUCAAGUUCGCAAAUUCACUGAUCGAAUUAGAUAAGGAAAACAUAUGUGCUAUAUGCUACAUUGCUAAAUGCUCAGAACUUUGUGGAGACACGGUAGAGGCCGUACGCUAUUACAAAAUAGCCCUUGAAAAAGAUCCGUUUUGUGGAGAAGCUUUGAUGUCUAUGGUCAAAAGGAAAUUACUAACACCUAAAGAAAUUUCAGAUUUUAUCGAUACACUUCGGUUUCCUCCCGAAGCUGAAAUAAUUAAAAAAUGCUACAAAGCAAAGCUAAAUAUCACCAACAUGGAUAGCGACUGGUCUCAAGAUCUUCCCCCCAAUCUAGCUCUUUUGCAGAAAGUCCGCCGGGAAUAUGAAAGAAAUAAUCUGCACAAAGCGUUAUUGCUAAUCUCAAACUUUUUAGAACGUGAUCCCUAUGACCGUGAUGCGGUAUGCCUUUACUUGUGUACACUUAUAGAUAUGAAUGCCACACCAAAACUAUUCGAGGAAGCACAUUUUCUCACAAAGAAUAAAUCAAGAUCAGAAUUAGCAGUUUAUGCAAUAGGAUGCUAUUAUUAUUCACUCUCUAACUUUGAAAGAGCAGGUCGUUACUUUUGUCGUGCAACAGAGCUUGAUUGCUACUUUGCGGAAGCUUGGGUAGCAUAUGGUCACUGUUAUUCAAAGUUAGAAGAAGGUGAGCAGGCUCUGGAUGUGUAUAGAAGGGCGAUGAAUUUUUUCCCAGGUCUAACUGAAUGCUUGACUUUUUCUGGGAUGCAAUACAGUCGAAUUCACCAGUGGCCAAUUGCAGUAUGUUUUUUUGAAGAGUCUUUAAAGAAAUCACCAAACAAUCCGCUAGUGCUUAAUGAAAUGGGAGUUGUGUUCGUGAGAAAUGGCAAUCUGCAAGAAGCUUUAAAAUUUUUCUACCAAGCUUACAACAAUCUUCCAAAUAAAGAAAACCCCUCUGAGCGACAAGAUUGCAUUCUUUUUAAUUUGGCUACCAUUCUUCGAAAGCUUGGAGAAUAUAAUGAGGCAAUAAAAUAUUAUACUCAAUACGUAAAAUGCCGGCCAGGUGCUGGACAUGCACAUUGCGCACUUGGAUUUACGUAUCACCUAUUAGGAAAUCUCAAAGUUGCAAUAAUGCAUUAUCAUAGAGUCCUUAGCAUUAAACUAGAUUCGUUUUGCAGAGGUCUAUUAGAUAGGGCACUGUCUACCGAUUCUGGACGUAACAUUAGCGGAUUGAUGAAGGACAAAGAGGGAGCUAAUCCCACAUCACAAGGAAAAGUAUCAUUUUCUAUGAUAUCCAAGACGUUCCGCUCUGUGUCUUCGGCUGAAAGUGUUCUUAGAACUCCAAAAUCAAGCGUCGAAAGAAGUCUAUCAUUUUAG